Messenger RNA from Miniopterus natalensis, 3404 nucleotides. It is a transcript of the gene SPART, whose product is annotated as spartin. Gene Ontology annotation, cellular component: plasma membrane. Gene Ontology annotation, biological process: cell division; negative regulation of BMP signaling pathway. NCBI's taxonomy places the organism in Eukaryota, Metazoa, Chordata, Mammalia, Chiroptera, Miniopteridae. The record is from RefSeq and is a predicted model, not a curated record.
CGCGCGCGUCCAGAGUGUUGAGAACCUCCGAGCGGGUUUGGGCGGUUGCUUGACGUCCGGCCGCGUCUGAGGAAGCCGGACUCUGGGCCUCUGCGGCCGGGCGGGGAGUUUUUCGGGUGGCGCAGAAGCGCCCGAGGUCUGCAAGACACAGAAAUGGAGCAAGAGCCACAAAAUGGAGAACCUGCUGAAAUUAAGAUCAUCAAGGAAGCACACAAAAAAGCCUUUUUAUUUGUUAAUAAAGGACUGAAUACAGAUGAAUUAGGUCAGAAGGAAGAAGCAAAGAACUACUAUAAGCAAGGAAUAGGACACCUGCUCAGAGGAAUCAGCAUUUCAUCAACAGACCCUGAGCACACAGGUCCUGGGUGGGAAUCUGCUAGACAGAUGCAGCAGAAAAUGAAAGAAACACUUCAGAAUGUACGUACCAGGUUGGAAAUUCUAGAGAAGGGUCUAGCCACUUCUCUACGGAAUGAUCUUCAGGAGGUGCCCAAGUUAUAUCCAGAAUUUCCACCUAAAGAUAUAUCUGAAAAGUCACUGGCACCUCAGUCAUUUAGUUCACCUCCUCAGCAUACUGAGGUAAAUGGAAACACUUCAACUACAAGUACAGGGUCGGUUCCUGCACCUAGUUCCCUGUCCUUACCAUCUCAAAGUCAUCCAGCAGAAGCACCUCCUGCUUAUACUCCUCAAGCUGCUGAGGGUCACUACACUGUAUCAUAUGGAACAGAAUCUGGGGAAUUUUCAUCAGUUGGAGAAGACUUUUACAGAAAUCAUUCUCAGCCACCACCUCUUGAGAACUUAGGGCUAGAUGCAGAUGAGUUGAUUUUGAUACCAAAUGGAGUACAGAUAUUUUUUGUAAAUCCUGCAGGGGAGGUUAGUGCACCUUCAUAUCCUGGGUAUCUUCGAAUUGUGAGAUUCUUGGAUAAUUCUCUUGAUACAGUUCUAAACCGUCCUCCUGGGUUUCUUCAGGUUUGUGACUGGUUGUAUCCUCUAGUUCCUGAUAGAUCUCCAGUUCUUAAGUGUACUGUGGGAGCCUACAUGUUUCCUGAUACAAUGUUACAAGCAUCAGGAUGCUUUGUUGGGGUCGUCUUGUCUUCUGAAUUACCAGAAGAUGAUAGAGAACUCUUCGAGGAUCUGUUAAGACAAAUGUCUGACCUUCGGCUCCAGGCGAACUGGAACCGGGCUGAAGGAGAAAAUGAAUUCCAAAUCCCUGGUAGAGCAAGAUGCCCCUCUGACCAACUAAAGGAAGCCACUGGCUCUGAUGUGAGACAGUUGGGUCCUUCAGUGGACCAAGACAGUAAAGAUGUACGUCAUAAAGGAAAACGGGGUAAAAAGGCUAAAGGUACUUCAAGUGAAGAAGUUAAUCUGAGUCAUAUGGUACCCUAUGAGCCAGUUGCAGAAGAAAAAGCAAAGGAAUUACCUGAAUGGAGUGAGAAAGUGGCUCAAAACAUUUUGUCAGGUGCUUCCUGGGUAAGUUGGAGUUUAGUCAAAGGUGCUGAAUUUACUGGCAAAGCAAUCCAGAAAGGUGCCUCUAAACUCCGAGAACGGAUUCAACCAGAGGAAAAACCAGUGGAAGUUAGUCCAGCUGUGACCAGGGGACUUCAUAUAGCAAAGCAGGCUACAGGAGGAGCAGCGAAAGUCAGUCAGUUCCUGGUUGAUGGAGUUUGCACUGUAGCAAAUUGUGUUGGAAAGGAACUAGCUCCACAUGUCAAGAAGCAUGGAAGCAAACUUGUUCCAGAAUCUCUUAAAAAAGACAGAAAUGGGAAGUCUCCCCUGGAUGGCGCUAUGGUUGUAGCAGCAAGUAGUGUUCAAGGAUUUUCAACUGUCUGGCAGGGAUUGGAAUGUGCUGCUAAAUGCAUUGUUAACAAUGUUUCAGCAGAAACUGUACAAACUGUCAGAUACAAAUAUGGACAUACUGCAGGAGAAGCUACACACGAUGCAGUAGAUUCUGCCAUCAAUGUUGGUGUAACUGCCUAUAAUAUUGACAACAUUGGCAUCAAAGCAAUGGUAAAGAAAACUGCUAAGCAAACUGGACAGACAAUCCUUGAAGACUAUAAAAUAGCUGAUAAUUCAAAGGGGGAAAACCAAAGAGGGGGAGCAAAUGUAAACAUGAAAGGGGAGAAGGAUGAGCAGACAGAGGAACUAGAGAAGAAUGAAGCAAAGAAGAAAGAUAAAUGAUGGAUGGGCUGUGAAUCACCAAUACCAAAGCCUUACAAGACAGAUACAAUUGUGUUAAUACGCAAAUGUGGAAUUCCCCACGGAUUAACUAGUAUUUUUUAAAUGUACUCAUUUCUACAAAGUGCAUGUUUAAUAAGUUUUAUGACGUAUUCUACUUAUGAGGAGAAUAAUUGGUAUUCUUUCAUCUGGCUCUUUAUAUUCUCAGUAAGUGUAUUUUUUUCUAAAUGUGGCUAACAUUUUUCCAGUUAAAACAAGACUAAUAAUACAUUUGCCCUCAUUAAACCUAAUGUUAAACUAUUUUUGUAUUUGCUAUCUUUCAGAAAGCAAAGUAGGAAAUUAUUAUAUAUUUACAUGAAAUUUGGCAUUUAGUAACCUUAGUUUUAAUUGUACUGGGAAGGAAUGACGUAAAAUAUUGUUUCUUCCUUUUGUACUAAUUGUGUAUUUUUUUUAGGUGCUUGUCAGUAUUUCCAGUAUAUAAGCUAAACAAAAAGUAUAUUCCUAAACUAAAAUAUUUCUCAGAUAACAUUUAAAAGACUUUCUCAAAACAGGGAAUAGACUAAUCAUGAAAAAUAAAAUGAGGCUCUAUAAAAUUAUUUAGUAGCUUACCUUUUCAUUAGGAAAUGAGAUGCUCUUUUAGACUUAAAAUGAAUACGGAUAGAUUAUUAAGUCUUCUGGAUUUAGACUGGUGUUGAUCUAUUAGGAGCCUGGGAAAUUUGGGGGUAUGAUUGGUAUUGCAUUAAAAUUUGAAGUGAUUAAUAAUCAGCUUAACUGGACAAAAAAGUACUUUAAGAGAUCAUUUUGCCAUAUCUACUUCUGUAAGUUUUUCCAAAAGGCUACACUUUUGUGAAAACAAAUAUAAACAGUAGUGAGUUUAUGGAUGAUAACUUUAUUUUUAUUUUGGAAUUCAUUGAAUUUUAUAUAUUAAAAAGCCAAUAAAUUAUUAAAGGUUUUAUUCAUAAUUAAAGUAAAGAAUGUGAAGAUGUUAGGCUUAAUCCAUGGUCAGUGGGCAUCAGUUUCUCCUUUGGUAGAAGACAGGAUAUUCACAGACCUAUAAACUAAUGGCAUUUUAUUUUUGUUUAAUGAUUUUAAAAGAUUGCUAUUGGUUUUUAUAGCUAUCAUCAGUUCUAGUAUUUUUUGAACCUCUAAUGUCUGUCUAGUUUAUUAGACCUUAUUUGAAACUGUAAAUAAUGCACUUUGUGAAUAAACUGUCUCUGAAUUACUUGGCCUCAAAA